Messenger RNA from Wyeomyia smithii (pitcher-plant mosquito), 1968 nucleotides. RefSeq names its product syntaxin-7 (gene Syx7). The transcript has 6 exons. NCBI's taxonomy places the organism in Eukaryota, Metazoa, Arthropoda, Insecta, Diptera, Culicidae. Bases 500 to 1318 code for a protein of 272 amino acids. Gene Ontology annotation, cellular component: SNARE complex; endomembrane system; synaptic vesicle. The record is from RefSeq and is a predicted model, not a curated record. Gene Ontology annotation, molecular function: SNAP receptor activity; SNARE binding. Gene Ontology annotation, biological process: intracellular protein transport; vesicle fusion; vesicle-mediated transport.
UGAAUGAUUACUUUACUGCUUGCUGGUUAGUCUGUGUGCAUAGGAGCGACUAAAUAAUUAGAUUUUACGUGUUUCAAGCUGCGAACAAGAAAAAAAACCUACGAUAAAAUUGUUGUCUAGUGGAUGGUGGUUUAUCUGUUCUUAUCACAUAAUAUGAUGUUGAUUCAGUUAGCGUUAUUCUAGUGUAAAUAUAAUUUGCCUUUUUGAAGUCGGUGGUGCAAAGAAGCCUUUGCAAUAACAAAGAAUCGCGAAAUUCCUUUUCCAUUGCGCGAGUUCUUCAGUACAGUACAAGUAGUAAUUGGUAAAUCACAUCGAUUGUAGCCUUCGUUUGGGUAUUUGCUCAUAACAGCUGGUGAAUCUAAAGGGAAAUCUAUCGGCAUUGUGUUGUGAGCAGUGGAGUAUUUCAAAAGUGGGAGUAGGGUCGUGGAUUGAACGACAUUAAACGUAUUCAGGAAAGCAAUUCGUCACCCAUCUUUCAGCAAUUGAGAACGGAGGAAAGAUGAGUUAUUCUUCGUUCGAAAAUAAUGGAAGCGGAACUGGUACAGUCACCAGUGAAGCCGAUUUUCAAAAGUUAGCUCAGACCAUCGCCACUAGCAUCCAAAAGAUCCUCCAAAAUGUUUCUUCUAUGCAGCGAAUGGUUAAUCAAUUUGGUACGGCGCAAGAUUCACCGGAGCUUAAACAGCAGCUCCAUCAGAUUCGAACCUAUACCCAAAGGUUGAUUACCGAUACCACUAAUCUACUGAACGAUUUGGUUAACUGCAAGGAGCGCCACCUGAAAAUUCAGCGAGAUCGACUAGUGGACGAGUUCACGGCAGCUUUGACGGCAUUCCAGUCGGUUCAGCGGAAAACCGUUGAUCUGGAAAAGAAUGCAGUUCGGCAGGCUAGGGGAGCACAUGUUGUGCUCAGCAAACCGCCCGGAUCGAAUAAUUCCAGCAUGGGAAGCUAUAACAAUUCAUCGAUGUUUGAAGAUAAUUUUGUGACUGGCCAGCGAGGCCAGGCUCAGGAACAACUGCAGGAGGAGAUUGAUCUGCAGGCAUUGGAAAACCAGGAGCGGACCAUCCGAGAGUUAGAGGACAAUAUUCUCAGUGUUAACGAGAUCUACAAGAAGUUGGGCGCCCUGGUGCAUGAACAGGGCCAUCAAGUGGACUCAAUCGAAGCUUCCGUCGAACAUACGAGUGUCUAUGUAGCCCAGGGUGUGCAGGAGUUGAGAAAAGCUAGCAAUUAUCAGAACAAAGCCCGCAAGAAGAAAUUGAUUCUGGCACUGAUAGCGGCGGCUAUCGUGGCAGUUAUCAUUCUGCUUAUCAUUAUACGAAACUAGGCCGGAAUCUGGAAGCAGAAUCUGUGUGAAGACGCCAUACUUACGACGGGAGAACCGAACGUGUAAGUGUCGACGAAAAUUUUAUAUAUGUUCGCGUCAGAGAAGAUCUGUGUAAUUUUCUGCUUUCCUCUAUAGUGAACAAUUGUUUCUAUGGUAUGAAGAUUUUUUUUCUCAUAGCACUGGAAGAUUUAAAUUCUUUUCGAUAACGAUAUUGACCUACUAAAAUGUAUAGUAAGUAGUGAAAGAACUGUGGAUUGGCGGAGCCGUCCUGGGGAAAAACGUGAUAUAAAUGUGUUGCUGCAAACCGUGCACUGCUGCAAGCACAUUUAGCAGACUAAUGUUAUUGGUGCAAAAUAAAAAGAAAUACAGAAGUAGCUUACUUACAGCAAUUUUUAAGUUUAUUGCACCACACCGUGUGCUUAUCGGGCAAAUUGUUUGAGCAUUCUGCCACAAACGUCGGCCGUUUACAUUUAUUUAUAAACACUUACCAAAACAUUCUUUGAUAACAUUAUGAAACAUGUAGUUAUAUACCCCCUUAUUCCCUUGUUCGGCUAGGUAUGUAUAUUGCAAAUAGUACACAUAUGUAACGGAAAAAAUAAUUAAUGAACGUUUACCGCUAGAAGAUUAUAUGAAUAAAAACUGUCACCUCA